AUGAUUCACACAAACUGGCCGUCAUUCAAACGUAUCUCGACGGUGAUGCACGAAGAAUCAUUGAAUAUUCUCAUGGAAUUUCUUAUCCACUAUGGUUAUCAUAAAGUGAAAGGUAUUCCAUUGGACGCUAUUCGGAAAUUGGCUCGUAUUGUGCUCGAAGAAAAUGUAUUUAUGUAUGAGAAAAAGUUCUACACACAAAUUGUUGGUGGUGCUAUGGAAUCAGCAUUCACAUUAACAUUAGCUAAUAUAUUCAUGUGGAAAUGGGAAAAAAGACUUGUUUGUCACCAGACAUUAUAUAUUGAUGAUAUCUUCUUAACUACAAAUGAUUCAUUACAAACCUUAAGUGAAAUGUUAGAUAAAGCAAAUAAUUUACAUCCAAAUAUCAAAUUAGUUCGUCAAAUCGGGCGAAGCCUUCCAUUUCUUGAUGUUUUAGUGAAAAAUAAGUGUGGCAUACUUGAUACAUCUGUUUAUCAUAAAGAAGCAGUUAAACCAUACAUCGUGCCAUUUAAUUUCGAUCAUCCACGUUAUGUUUUCCAAAAUAUUAUCGAAAGUGCUCUUACUCGUGCAGUUCGAAACUCAUCCACAAUGAAUGCCUUUAAGCGUGAACGACGUUCAAUUAUACACAUGUUACUUUAUAUUGGAUUACUGUAUCAUCAUUUGAAACAAGGAGCAAUCAAGAAAAAACAAUACGAUAAACUAUUUCCAAAAACUCAUACAUUAGAAUGGGCUCAUUUUCAUGGUCUCGUUAAAGUACACAAAUAUGGAACACCGGUUAGACCUAUUAUUGCAGGAAUUAAUGCAUUAGGAACAUUACUUUCGAAACUUUUAUACCAACUUCUAGCACCUAUUUAUUUAGAAGUGGCUAAAGAUACAACGUUUAUUAAUAGUACUCAGAUGAUUCGAAAAUUAGAAAAAUAUGUAACAAAUGGUCAUUUCAAAUCAACAACAUAUUUUAUUAUAGCCGAUGUCAAGAAUCUUUAUACGAUGAUACCACGAAAUGGUGCAUUACAUGCAUUAAUUCGAUUUUUAGAAAAGUAUUCCCAUCAAAGAAAAAUAGGUACAUUCCGAAUAGAUCAUCUUAUGAGAAUGGCUCGUUUAAUAUUGGACACAAAUAGUUUUGCUUAUAACAAUAAAUACUAUAAACAAACGUAUGGAGGAGCAAUGGGUUCGGCAUUUACAGAAGUCCUAGAAAUUAUUUAUAUGUUAGAAUGGGAGCAAGAUUUAAUUAAAUAUCAAGAAAUACAUGAAGAAAUUUAUGGAAGAUAUAUUGACGAUAUAUUUAUCGUCACAAAUGAACCAUUCGAUAGAAUGAAACGAAAACUUGAACACACUGCAGACGAAAGAUAUUAA
Molecule: messenger RNA, 1350 nt
Organism: Didymodactylos carnosus
Lineage: Eukaryota; Metazoa; Rotifera; Eurotatoria; Philodinida; Philodinidae
Source: the annotation of a GenBank genome assembly